ACGGCACUGAACAUCAGAUCAACCGAAGCAGGACGAUAACCAAGGAUUCAUUCUUUAACUGCAUGGAUAUACCUUUCUCAAGUUGCAGGAUAUAACCAUUCUUUAACUGCAAGGCUGUAGUCCCUACAAUGACAAGUGACAAGAGGAGUCUUGUCCGUCCAUUCCAUUCCCUCCCCACCAUCGCAACCCUCGACAGAAGCAAGACGGCAGCAAGACACUGCUAAGACCGAGCAGUAAGAUAGCUUUAUUCGGACAUCUUGGACAAGUAUGCUUGUCCCUCUAUUUCUCGUCCUUACAGGGUUCGUCGCUUACCAGAGCAAGCCCAAGCAGGAAACGUUUGUCCCGUUUCUGACCUCACAACGCAAGUCGCGACUUUCUGUGACAUUGCCACCGUCGCUUUCUGGAUCAACGGUGGCAGCUAGAGUGUCAGGAGCUGAUGGAGCUGCGCACAGGCAGGGCGGAGGUGUUUCGGGAUGGUUCACACGCAACAUCCUCGAGCCUUUGACUGGACCUCGAAUCCCCGAGCACACCAUCACAGAUUGCUACAUCUUCUACCUAGCGACACUAAAUGAUGGUUCUGGACAGUAUUUGGGCAUGUUUCAGAAGUGGUGGGUUGUUUCCGAACUACAGGAAGUGUCCGACACGACUGAAUCUGGACCUGCACCUGGUAAUGGGGGCGUAUAUGAAGCCCAAGCUGAAGGACAAAAGCAGGAUGCAGUUCAGGCCAAGAUCAAAAAAGACUACCUCAAAGCAGCGAGAGCCUAUGUGGAGGCAGCCAAACUAUACGAAAAGAGCGGCUCUCAGUUCAAUCUCAUGGAAGCAGCAGGGGCGUACGAGGACGCGUACAAGACCUACAACAUGGCUAAGCAAUCAGGUCUCGCGAUUCAGUGUCUUGAAAACGCAGCGAGAUUGUUCCACUCAAAUGAGCGUGGAGGGUUAAGAGCAGCCAAGGCAUACAACCAACUGGGCGACCUUCUCAAGGGGCAUGAUGCAAAGAAGGCCGCGGAGAUGUACCGUGAGGCAGCUGAGCUGUUCAAGACCGAAGGUGAUGGACGCGCUCUCUAUGCAACCAUUCGACAAGUGGAGCAACUGUGUAUAUUGCAAGAUUAUGCACAGGCAUUCGCACUCUACAGCGAUACCAUCAUCCCAGAGACCAUGGCGCAGGACAUUCUGCGGUACACGACGCGGGACCAUAUCCUGAACGCGGUCAUUGCACAUCUUGGCGCUACCAAAGGCGAUUGGAUUCUGUUUGAGAAGGACCUAAAGUAUUUCGAGGACGUUUACCCGGAUUUCCAAAUGUCUCGAAGCGAUGCUGUGCUCAAGAGUCUUGCAAGAACAGAGCGCGAGAACGAUGCAGUAGCGUUCCAGAAUGCAUGCCAGGAACUCAAUCGACUGCAUACCGGAGGGAUGCCGGACUGGCAAGUGGGCCUGCUGCUGAAGGAAAAAAAGAAGUUGGAGGACGGAAAUCUGCUGUGAGGCUCUGGGGACGCUCGCGAGACUUUUAUAUACCAUUCUGAUACUUGCAGCAGUAUGCUAGCUCGCUCAUGCCCACGACGACGACCUUCAUCGGCCAGCUAUCGAAAGAUUUAUCGAAUCGCAAAGACAUGGUCCAUUGAAUGGAGUAAUAAAACAGUUUGCAUCAUGAUUGAUUUGCGUGGGAACAGCUUUGUGCACUUCCACGAUGAAGUUCGAUAUUGAGGGUGAAAUGUCUGAGCGUGGUUAUACCAGCCAUAUACGUUACUUGUGCUCGGACAUCAAUGUCUAUUGGUAUGAAACGAAGAAAGAGGCAUCUUGGUACCUGAUCUUGAUACCACAGGAGCAGAAGGACUUGUCGACUGCUUUACACUCAGAUAGUACAUAGGCGCCUGGGCGUGAAGACAAGCAAACGUGAAGGACAG
Molecule: messenger RNA, 1898 nt
Organism: Gamsiella multidivaricata
Lineage: Eukaryota; Fungi; Mortierellomycota; Mortierellomycetes; Mortierellales; Mortierellaceae
Product: soluble NSF attachment protein
Exons: 4
Coding region: 268-1476 (402 amino acids)
Biological process (GO): intracellular protein transport
Cellular component (GO): SNARE complex; vacuolar membrane
Molecular function (GO): soluble NSF attachment protein activity; syntaxin binding
Source: RefSeq, a predicted model, not a curated record